Molecule: messenger RNA, 522 nt
Organism: Miscanthus lutarioriparius
Lineage: Eukaryota; Viridiplantae; Streptophyta; Magnoliopsida; Poales; Poaceae
Source: the annotation of a GenBank genome assembly
AUGGGUAGUAGGGGCCGCAGCAGCUACUACGGUAACGGUGGUGGCGUUGGAUUCUUCGGAUCAUCGUCAGAGCGACUCCUCCACCCGGCGGCGACCCAGCAUGACGUCUCUGCCUCCGCCUCCGCCGCCGCGGCCGACCACCUCGCGGACCUGGACGAGGAGGACGUCUGGUCGGUUGUCACCAACGACAAUAGCCACCACCACCAGAACAGCGGCGCCCUGAUGCAUCGUCGCACAGCGUACGCCGGGUGCGGCGGCCUGUCGCUCGCGUUCGAGGCCGCGUCGCCGUCGCCGCCCGCUCGGCACUCGGCGCCGAUCAGCGUCCCCGAGUGGCCCGCCGCCACUUUGCCCGAUGACGGCGGCGGCGGCGAGUGGGUGCCGCCGCACGAGUACCUGCAGCGGCGGUGGUGCGGAGGGGCGGCGGCGUCGUCUGUGCUGGAGGGAGCCGGGCGGACGCUCAAGGGCCGCGACAUCACACGCGUGCGCGACGCCGUCUGGAGCAAGACCGGAUUCUUCGGCUAG